This is a messenger RNA of Symbiodinium necroappetens, 1182 nucleotides long. The record is from the annotation of a GenBank genome assembly. NCBI's taxonomy places the organism in Eukaryota, Dinophyceae, Suessiales, Symbiodiniaceae.
AUGAAAGAUCGCGAAGCGGAGCAGCUCCGGAAGGUGCCGGUGACGAUUUUGACGGGUUUCCUGGGCUCCGGCAAGACCACGCUGUUGAACUUUGUCUUAAAGGCACGACAUGGCUAUAAGUAUGCGAUCAUCGAGAAUGAAGUUGGUCAGAUCGGAAUCGAUAACCAGCUGCUGAAGACUGCGAAUGCUACGGCAGCCCACACGACGGAGCAGGUGGUGCUCCUCGACAACGGAUGCCUUUGCUGUACUGUUCGGAGUGACCUUGUCGAAGCCGUGAAGCAGAUCCUGCUCAAAGCCGAUGCCGAAGCCGCCAAUGUUUUGGAUGGCAUCCUGAUCGAGACAACCGGUCUGGCAGACCCUGGCCCAGUCUGUAAGACGUUCUAUGUGGAGCCGGAUCUUCGAGAGCGCACUCGCGUUGACUGCGUUUUGACUGUGGUGGAUGCUUGCCACUUCUUGCAGCAGCUGAGCAGGUCUCGUUCGGAGGGUGCUGUCAAUGAGUCCAUGCAGCAAGUUGCUUUUGCAGACAAGAUUCUUUUGAACAAAGUGGAUGCAGCGAGUGCGGCCUCCCUUCAAGAAGUGGAGACAACCAUCCGCAGCAUCAAUGCGUUGUGCCCCAUCCUACGCUGCAGCCUGGCCAAGAAUCCUAGCGAGCUCCCUUUGGAUGAGCUGUUCACAGCGCAGGGCUUCAGCCUGGACCGCAUCCUAGAAAGGAUGUUGGAGAAGCCCGGCGAGGGCUCCUGGCAACUGAGUACUCCAAUGGAAUCCUCCGACGGCCGCCGCAGCAAGCGGGCCAAGACGGGAGGGUUCCUGCGUGCCUCCCGACACGAUGCCGGUGUGGGAUCCUGCAGCAUAGCUCUCACUGGUGCACCCCUUGUGAUCCAGCGCUUCGUUGAGGUCAUGAGUGCUCUGAAGAACGAGCAUGCUCUGGACUUGUACCGCUACAAGGGAGUGGUGUGUGUCAAGGAAGCCUCGGGAGAGCUUAAGCAGGCCGUCCUACAAGGUGUCCACGACAUGUGCGAGUUUGAGCCCCGAGGGGACUGGCCUGACGGUAAAGAGCCUCUCUCUCAGCUGGUCUUUAUUGGCCGAAACCUGGAGAGAGACAAGUGGAUGAGGCUUUUCACCUUUUGUCAAUCAGGCGUCUUGGAUGAUCCAGAAGACCGGAGGGGUGGCACGCAGGCGUAA